Molecule: messenger RNA, 1392 nt
Organism: Oldenlandia corymbosa var. corymbosa
Lineage: Eukaryota; Viridiplantae; Streptophyta; Magnoliopsida; Gentianales; Rubiaceae
Source: the annotation of a GenBank genome assembly
AUGUAUAUGGCAUACGGAUGGCCUCAAGUGAUCCCGUUGGAAUCAGGAGGAUUAAUCCCCAGCUCUUCUACUUCCCAAGACAAUAUUGUUUACCUCAAUGUACUCAAUCGAUUGUUGCUUGUUGUCUCUCGCUCUCACAUCGAGCUCUGGUCUUCCUCUCAGCAUAGAGUGAGACUGGGAAAGUACAAGAGAAGUGAGGAAUCAGUUCGGAAAGAAGGGGAGAAUAUUCGGGCCGUCUGGAGCCCGGAUACUAAACUGAUCGCUGUUAUUACAUCUUCCUUCUAUCUUCAAAUUUUCAAAGUCCACUUCACAGAAAAGAAAAUACAAAUCGGAGGAAAGCAUCCGAGUGGUUUAUUUCUUGCUACCAUUUCGUUACUUUUGAAUGAGGAGGUUCCUUUUACAGGCAACAACUUAACAUUGAGCAACAUUAUUUGUGAUACCAGACAUAUGCUCGUUGGCCUUUCUGAUGGAUCCUUGUAUAAUAUAUCGUGGAAGGGUGAGUUUUGUGGUUCUGUUGAUAUCAACAUUGGAAUGGACAAUGGCAAUGCAUCAAAUGCACCGUCUCAUUCUCUAGAAAAUGGUCUUCCUUCUAACGGGACACAAGGUGUAUCUAUGCCCAAUCAUUAUUUGCAGAAAAAGCCUGCUAUAAUUCACAUGGAGUUUUCCUUGACACUGAGACUACUAUUUCUAGUUCUUUCGGAUGGUCGACUUUUAUUAUGUUCUGUGAGCAAGAGAGGGUUAAAGCAGGCUGAGUUCAUUAAAGUUGAAAAGUAUUUGGGUUCUGGUGAUGCUGUAUGUGCUUCAGUUGCUUCCGAGCAACAAAUUCUUGCAGUGGGUACAAAAAGGGGUGUCGUUGAGCUGUACGACCUAUCAGAUGCUGCUUCCCUUAUUCGCUCCGUGUCUUUGUAUGACUGGGGAUAUUCUGCGGAUGACACUGGAGCUGUCAGUUGCAUUGCCUGGACCCCUGAUAAUUCUGCUUUUGCUGUUGGGUGGAAAUUAAGGGGCCUUACAGUUUGGUCUGUUUCUGGCUGUCGUUUGAUGUCUACAAUUCGUCAAAUCGGUUUAACAUCAGUGUCUUCUCCUGUUAAGCCAAAACAAGACCAGAAAUAUGAGCCUAUGAUCGGUGGCACUUCUCGUAUGCACUGGGAUGAAUAUGGGUAUAGACUUUAUGCAGUAGAAGGAAGAUCAUCAGAAAGAAUUAUUGCAUUUCCAUUUGGCAAAUGUUGUCUUAACAGAGGAGUCUCUGGUACAACCCAUGUUCGCCAAGUUAUUUAUGGUGAAGAUCGGUUGCUUAUUGUGCAGUCUGAAGAUACCGAUGAACUCAAAAUCCUUCAUCUGAAUCUUCCAGUUAUGUUUCUAACUAAUUCUGCCUUUGUACUUUGUUUCUUUUAG